This is a messenger RNA of Camelina sativa (false flax), 588 nucleotides long. NCBI's taxonomy places the organism in Eukaryota, Viridiplantae, Streptophyta, Magnoliopsida, Brassicales, Brassicaceae. The record is from RefSeq and is a predicted model, not a curated record.
AUGGCAGGUUACAGAAAAAGGAAACUGGACAGAGAGGAUUUUCUCAGUGACAUUGUUACAGCGUUUGAAGAAAGAAUACACACUGAUGUUAUUGUUAAACCUGGUGAUGGUGGGCCUGGAAUUCCCGCUCACAAAGCUGUUUUGGCAGUGAGGUCGAAAGUGUUUAGCUACAUGUUGGACUCGGAUGAAUUCAAAACUUCAAUAGAGGGAUCAAUCACUAUUCCUGACUUGAGUUAUGAAGAACUAAAGACUCUACUCAAGUUCUUCUACGACGGUUUCCUGAGUUUCACCACCAAACACAUUCGAGCUCUCUAUCUUGCUGCCGACAAGUAUGACAUAGAAUAUCUCCAAGAUAUAUGCAGAGAGCAAUUAACCUAUUCUUUGACUGUGAGCAAUGUUCUCGACAUCCUUAUGCUGUCUAGUAUCCCUUCUGACAAACUCUUGAUGACAUCUGCGAUAGAUUUUAUCGUAAUUCACAUGAAAGAGAUCGUCAAUUCCAGUAAAUAUAAAGCAUUUGUUCGGGGGAACCCUGAUCUAAGUUUGGAAAUUACAAAGGCCUAUAUUACUUAUAAGGGUAAGAGGUACUGA